Cornus florida is the source of this 2418-nucleotide messenger RNA. Its product is annotated as protein MODIFIER OF SNC1 11-like. Bases 98 to 766 code for a protein of 222 amino acids. Gene Ontology annotation, biological process: poly(A)+ mRNA export from nucleus. The record is from RefSeq and is a predicted model, not a curated record. Gene Ontology annotation, cellular component: nucleus. NCBI's taxonomy places the organism in Eukaryota, Viridiplantae, Streptophyta, Magnoliopsida, Cornales, Cornaceae. The transcript has 6 exons.
GAUAAAAAAAGGUUCGUCACACGACUCACACACACUACUCUCUCUCUCGCCCGUAGUCUCUCCGCUCCGUCUGUUCUCAUCUCUUCGGCUUCGAUCAAUGGAGACACCAACGAACACUCAGACAGAAGAAAGCCCUAUCCAAACCCUAGAUCAACACCAACCCGCAGAUCCUCCAACACUUCCCACCGAAGACCACCUUCCCAACACAGAUCCCUCACCAACCCUCCAACAACCACCGUCGUCCACCGCCAGUAAGGACGAGUCGACCAAGGACAGCCACGAACCGAAGAGUGUCGAAGACUCUGCGGCUGUCGGGGCUCCGAUGGAUUCGGCUACGAACGACAACAGCAACAACAACGCGCUCGUUUCCGAUAUGCAGAAGAAGAUCCGCCGAGCCGAGCGGUUCGGGAUGGCUGUACAGCUAUCCGAAGAAGAGAAGCGGAAUUCUCGAGCUGAAAGAUUUGGGACUGCCUCCAGUGCACAUGGUUCAGAUGCAUUGAAGAAAUCAGAGCAGCAGAAGAGAAAGGCUAGAGCAGACAGGUUUGGGCUUGUACAGUCUGUUUCUGCUGAUGAGGAGGCAAAGAAGAAAGCUAGGCUUGCCAGGUUUGCAGCAGUUUCCAAGACAAAUCCACUGGAAGAAGAGAAAAAGAAAGCAAGGGCAAUCAGAUUUUCGCAACCUCCGUCUAGUGCACUAUCGCAAGUGAGUGGCGAAGCAAUCAUUGAGCCGAACACGGUUAUUGCGGGCAAGGCUGGUGGAGGGGCUUGAUUGUUCUCCCAAUUCUUCUAUUUACAGUUUAGAGUUCUAACAUUUUGCGACUCCCCAAGUGGCUUUAUGCCUUUUUUUUUUCCCUUAAAAAAAAUACGUGAUGCCUGAAUGCGGACUCUUCCAUUAUUUGAUUCCUUCCUGUGAGGUGCAGCACAAGAUUUAGGGUGAACAAAGAACCUUGCUCCCAUCAUAGGCGCAGUUGAUGCAGUUUUCCCUGGUGAGGCCUAGGAUAAUCAACGAAAACCUCCUUAGCGUAAACUUAUUUGAAAUGACCUACUGAGAAUAUAAAAAAUACUGAAAUUUUAGCCUGGGAAAAUAUUCUGCUUGCUGAGUUUCUAAUAAUAACUAUAAUAAAUAAUAAAAGGAUCAUCUUGAAACUACCUACUUUAACUUGGUUUUAUUUAAGGAUUUUACCACCAAUUUUCUCUAAUUGACAUGGCCAGCAUCUUAAAUCUAUGUGUAGUCUAUUGUAGGUGAUGCCUAGUUCCUUAAAUUUCAGUUGAGGUCAGCAGUGAUAAGUUGAAUGCAGUGAGUUCAUUAUAAUCUGAUCCAAGGAUCCAAGAUAUCUAGUGUCAAAAUUGUGGUAUUACUUCAUGUAGAACUGUUGCCAUUGCUUGGUGUAAUUGUAAAACCCCAGUCAAACAUAGGCUUGAGUGUAAGAACAGUCAUCUUUGUGCAAAAUAAUGCAAAAAAUGUUGGGUUUGGCUCUAAUUCACCCUUCUCAGCAUGCUGCUUAGGCGGACUGUAAAUGGUUGAUGUCUUUUUACUUCGUAUAAAAUUUUGCGCCACUCUUGUAGAAGAAUCCCUUUGUUAAUUGAAAUUACUUAAUAAUGCCUGCUGUGAUUGAAUUACAUUUGGUACCUUUAGAUUAUUGUGUAAUGUUCAAAUCAUGGUCUUUUAUUGGAACGAGCAACCAUUGGUUUAUUUGAAAAUUGACAUAUGAAGCAAAUCUUCACUAUUAUGCUUCCUGACUCUAUAAUUGAAAGCCUCCAAGGUCAGUCAUGAGAUUUCUUGCACAAAGCAUCUUUGCAUUUAGAUCUCUCUUUUGGAUAGACGUACAUAUCUUUUGGGGGGUUUUGUGGGUUUCACUUUUGUGUGCCAUUCGCAAGAGGGGGUGGCACAUAUUUUUGUCACUAGAUAUCGUUGAUCAGUUGAUGUUAAAAUUGUGUGUUCUUUCUGAAUGUUGCUUUCGAAUGUCAUUGGAAAUAUGUACAUGUGUUAUUACAUAUUGCUGUUUUCCAACUUGACUGUGAUAGUUAUUACAGAGAGGGUGAAAUCAAAUUUAUGGUAAAAGCUGUCAGGUAGAAUUCUGGAAAAGUGGAACUUGCAAUUUGUCCUUGAGAAGAUUAGCAUUCAAAUAUAUAAUAUUUUUCCAGGUCUAUAAUUCCAGAAUUUCUGUUAUUCUCAGUUUGUUAUUUGAAUUAAAUUGACACUUGGAAGGUUGUUUGUUGAUUAUGUUGGUCUCACUUUAUGAAUUGUGCCACCAGAGUAGUUGGCUAUGCAGAAACUAUGGAGGAUGUUUGAUAACAGGAUUUGUAGUUUUGUUGUUGCAACUGAACGAAUUUUCUUUCUCAAUUUGUAAGUACUGAAGUCGAUUGGGGGUUAUAUUUUUAUUGUUAUAUAUAUAUAUAUAUCAAGUGUAUUGUAGUAUA